GCUUAACUGGAGCCACUGGGACGCUGGGCAAAAUGUUCUUGCCCUCUAAGAAGGACCUCAAGACCGCCCUGGAGGUCUUUGCUCUUUUCCACUGGAUCUCCAUUGCCUUUAUUAUCACAACCACUGUGACCAUUGUCAACCUCUACCUGGUGGUGUUCACACCAUACUGGCCUGUCACUGUGCUUAUUCUCAUCUGGCUGGCUUUUGACUGGAAGACCCCUCAGCGAGGCGGCCGCCGGUUUACCUGUGUGAGGCACUGGCGCCUGUGGAAACACUACAGGGAUUACUUCCCUCUCAAGCUUCUGAAGACUCAUGACAUCUCCCCCAGCCGCAACUACAUCCUCGUCUGCCACCCUCAUGGGAUCUUGGCCUGUGGAUGGUUUGGCCACUUUGCCACAGAGGCCUCAGGCUUCUCCAAGAUAUUUCCUGGCAUCACCCCUUACGUGCUCACACUGGGAGCCUUUUUCUGGAUGCCUUUCCUCAGGGAAUAUGUAAUGUCUGCAGGGAUCUGCUCUGUAAGUCAAUCCUCCAUCGACUUUCUGCUGACUCAUAAAGGCACAGGCAACAUGAUCAUUGUGGUGGUUGGUGGACUGGCUGAGUGCAGAUACAGCCUGCCAGGCUCUUCCACCCUGGUCUUGAAGAACCGGUCUGGUUUUGUGCGCACGGCCCUUCAGCAUGGGGUGGCUCUAAUACCUGCGUAUGCCUUUGGGGAGACAGACCUCUAUGAUCAGCACAUUUUCACACCUGGUGGCUUUGUCAACCGCUUCCAGAAGUGGUUCCGGAGUAUGAUACACAUCUACCCCUGUGCUUUCUAUGGACGUGGCUUCACCAAGAAAUCCUGGGGCCUUCUGCCCUAUAGUCGGCCUGUAACCACCAUUGUCGGGGAGCCUCUACCAAUGCCCAAGAUUGAGAAUCCAAGCCAGGAGAUCGUGGCUAAAUAUCACGCACUCUAUAUUGAUGCCCUACGUAAACUGUUUGACCAGCAUAAGACCAAGUUUGGUAUCUCAGAGACCCAGGAGCUGGAGAUAAUUUGACAGACAUCCCCAGCAGCCUUCAUCCUGGCUGGAAGAAUUGUAAACAGAGGAAAUGUGCAAAUACGUGUGGCAAGCUCAAUAUAUAUGAAGAAGAUAGAAGCCAUUAGCUUCAAAGAAGAGUGAGAAUUUUGAAUGCAAACCACAUGGAAUGCCCAUGUUCAGAACCCAGAUUACAGUUUCAACAUCUGCUCUAAGCAUGACAAAAAGGCAAGAAAAGGUAGGGAUUUGCAAGUUGAUUCUCGUCCCGCCCCAUCUCAUCCCAAUCCCAAGUAUUUCUUACGCGAGAUGGCUUACAUUCGUCAUUCAAGGAUUUCCUCUCUAGCCCUUGCAGCAGGGGCCCAUCUCUGGGGCUUCAGGUUCCAAAAACUUAAGUUAUGAUCAGCUGUGAAACUUCUCUGGCUCAGUUCUGGCUUAGUUUGGGAAAGACUAACAAAUAUUACUGUGGUUAAGACAGUACUAAAAGAGUCCUACCAACUACUGACAUUUCAGAAGCAUAAUGGUCCCUCAAAGUUUCAUGAGGUGUAGGUUUCUUCAUGUUACCAAAGAUGUUCCCAAAGUCAUAAGCAUAUGUCUUUGCUAAACAAGUAUUCUGCAACACUUAGUCUUUGGUCACUUUAGUGGUUAGGAUGGAGAAAGCCAGGCCUAAGGGUAACAGUCUCUGAAGAUAAUCAGAAAGAUGAAUGGGAGAUCAUGCAGUGUUUUUCACACUAUGUUCUAGAGAGCACCAGUGUCCUGUGUGACAUCAAUGGAUGUUAUUGGAAAUGGGGCUCCUUGGUCAAAAAGAGUUUGGGAAACACAUGGUUAAGGAAAAACAGAUUUCUUCUUUGAAGAUUUCUCAUAUCCUUUAAUAUACUAUUUGGAAAUGUGACUCUUCAAAAAGGGGAUAGGAAGUGCAGCAUUUCCCAAACUUAUUCAGUUAUAGAAGCUUUUUAAAGAAAUACCUAUCUCCUGCUGACUUAAUGCUCUGGAUUGUACUGUUUGGGAAAUGCUGGGGUUGUGGAAAGAGGAUGAGCUUUGUUAACUUUUCAGAACUGGGUUUGAAUUCUAGUUCUAUAAUAAUAUUCAAUAGCUAUGUAACCUUGGGCAAGUUAUUUCACCUCUCAAUCAGUUUUUCAUUUAUGAAAAUUGGGACAAUGAUAUCUACCUCAAAAGGGAUGUCAGGAGGAUUGAAUUAGAUAAUUUACAGUACUUAACACAAGGCCUAGCACAUAUAGACACUCAAUAAAUAGCAGCUAUAAUCAUCACAUUCAUUUUCUAUCACCAUCAUUAUCAAGCCACAUACCUACCUGUCAGGGCUAACAAAACAGCUUCAAAAUCGGUCUGACCUGGGACUCAAAUGGCUAUAUCUGACUGCUUUGAGAACUUAGUGUAGGGAGAAGAAAACCAGAGUAGUUGUCCAGAGAUAUAGCUCUAUGACUUAUUUGCUGUCUGACCUUGGGCGAAUCACUUCACCUGUUUGCAUUUCUCUGUCCUCCUGCCAAAUAUAGGUAUGGACUAGGUAACCUCUUACUCCAAAAUUUUAUGAACCUCAGGUCUAAAAUGCUAUAUAAGAGAUUUAUAAAUUUAUUGUUGAAGAAAUCUGUCAUACAGGUUAAAUCCAAUUAUAAAGGACAGUCCUGUAUAACAAAGCUAUUUUUGUGUUCUAGCAGAUGGCUGGCAGAAAUAGUGCUUUGCCAAUCUGGUUACAAUGAACUCCAUAUAGUGAAUAAUUCUGUAUAACAAUUGCUUUCUCUGGUCUUGACCCCGUAAUUGUCACUCUCUAACAUUGUCCUAAUCAACCAAAGAACUUGAUUAUGUGUUGUUUUCAUUAUCAACACAGAGAGGGGAGCUGAGUUAAGCUAAUCUACAGAAUUUCUAGCUGAGAUGUUCAUGUCCAAUUCCAUUAUCUUACAGUCGAGGAAACAGGACAAGAGAGGUUAAAUAACUUUUCAAGGGUCACACAGCUAGUAAGUGACAGAGCUUUGAAUGGGUGUUUGGACUAAAUGAUUCAUCAUCUGCAAACUUAGAGAUUUCACUGCAAACUCUUUCACCCAGACUAUAUAUAAAAAUGUUUAAUAAAACCAGAAACAGCAUUUAUCACUCCCCUUUAUCCCUGCAUUCAAGCCCUCUUCAUAGGAUGGCCCCUAUAAUUCCAUGGUUCAUGGUGACAUAACUUAAAGCAUAAUAACCUUUGCUGUGGAACGUCAGUUAGAGAUUUUUUGAAAGUCUAAAUAAAUUACACCCAUUGAUCCCUUUAGAUAUAUGCACAUUUCCUUCCACAAAGGCCUCUGAUUAGUGAUGUUUUAUUUUUUCAUUAUGAAAUCAUGUUGCCUUUGAAAAAAAAACUAGGUUAACAUAGAUAGAAACCUUAACACAUUGAAUAUCAAAAGUUAGUCUUCAGGCCCCUGCUUUUCUUUAUCUACACACUCUUUCAUGAGCACAUUUUGUUCCAGGACUUUAACCCUCAAGGAGAAUGACACAGCCCAUGUCUCUAAUACCACUGUGACAUUGCCACUUGAAUGCAUUCCCUGUUACCGGGAACUCACAUGCCUCAGAUUGAAUUUAUCUUCUUAGUGGUUCUCAAAUCUGUCUAUACAUUAAAAUCACCUGGGGAGUUUCAAAAACUCUCAAUGCUUGGACCCCAGCCCUAGGAAUUCUGAUGCAAUUGGUGUGGGGUCAGGCCUGGGCAUAAGGAUUUUUCAAACCUUCCCAGGUGAGUCUAAUGUGUGACCAAGGUUGAGAACCACUACUCUAGGACAAGCCCUGAGCACCAUUUCUCCUUCACUUGGGCUCAACAGAAGUCUGAGGGUAAGAAUAUUCCAGAGUAUUCCAUCUCCAGCUCCUGGGAUUAAUGAGAUAAUAGAAGCAAAAACAGCUUUGGAAAGUAUGAAGUGCUAAGCAAAUGCAAGGAAUUAUUUUAAGCAGUAUGCACAUGAAUCAAAUGGAUUGCUUCAGUAGUUGAGAUGUGUUAACUCACUAAACAUAGUAAAGGUUACACUGGCAAUUUAUCAUCCAGCCUUUCUGUUCAGCAGAACAUAGGAGUCAGAAGGGAAUCUACUUUUGGGAUGUGACACAAAUCAUCAGAGCUACCCUGUCUCACUGUGGGCAGGUUAACCCCAUCAAUGGGCUGAAGGAGUCCAAAUGGCUGGCAUCGAUGUGCUAUUCCCAGAAGCACAUGAUGACAGCCAUUUGGCUGGCUCCUCUUCACUGAGGAGGAGUGCUGCCACAGCAGCUGGCCAGCCAAACCACAAACAGCGAUUACAUCGAGAACCACACAUAUGCAACAUGGCUCUAGACUGGGUCCCAGAACAGUUCACGAUGGCUAGCUAUUGUGCUAUUAUGCAUGUUGUGUCCCUUUAAUCAGGAAUGGAGCUUAUCCUGAGUCACACUGGAUUCUUCUUCUGAUGGGACAAACUAAGGAUUUCUGAUGUUCAGUUUGUGUGUACUCCAGUCAUUUAUAUUAGUGCCUGCCCUAGGAUGGAGGUGCUGCUAAUACUUUGAUUUAGAAAGAGACAAUCCAAUCUUUUUCCCCAAGAAGGGUAUACUACCUGGAUUCUUCUGGGAUUAUCCUUCAACAUGGUAAAUAUUUAUCUUGCCUUUAAUAUUUUCAUUAUUGCCACUCCCUUCUCGAUAAAGUCAGUGUCUGUUUUGGUAGCUGUGUGUUGGCUAUCCUCUAUACAUUAUACUCAGCAGAACUUUAUCCCAGGAAAUACCUUUCCCUUCCAGGGAAAUUGAACAUAUAAUUGAAAGUCACUAGUGGAAAAGGCAUGGUCUUUGAAGUCACAGAACUGCAUUCAAGCCCAGCUCCACUACUUAGUAAGUGCUGCAUGACACUGAGCAAAUUGCUUCAUCUCUCUGAGUACAUUCUCAUUUAUGAAAUGGGGAUACUAUUACCGACCUUACAGAGUUGUUAUGAGGUUUAUACAAGAUAACAUGAAAAGCAAGUAUAAGAUAUUCUCUAGGUACUCAAUAAAGACAAAUUCAUCUUUCUGCAAAAUUCUAUAACCAUAUAAACUUCCUUUGUCCCAAACUCAAGCAAACAGAAAUCUCAAUUAAUUGAACCUCUUUAUCCAAUAUAAAUUGGUGUUCACAAUAAUUAUCACAAGACACAGCAAGAUUCUGAAAUGGCCUUGAAGGAUUUAACUGCCUGGAGAGAGUUCUUUUUCAGUUAAUUCUUUCAAUUAUAUUCAACUUAUAAAUGCUGUUUGAACACAAGAUAUGCUAGUACCAUAUUUGUACUACAAACAGAUAAUAUAAGACCUGGCCACCUCAGUAAUUGCUAUUUAUAAUAUCUUUUUAAUCCAUUCUUUUGGGUUUUCUAGUUAUAGAACAAUAUCUGUAAAUAACGGUACUUUGUAUAAUUCUCCAACAGUUAUAUCUCUUAUUUCAGUUCCUUGCCGCAUUACAUUGGUAAGAACUUCAAGAAUAAUGUUAAACAUCAGUAGUUAUAAUGAGCAUCUUUGUCUUAUUCCCAAUUCUAGCAGAAAUGCCUCUAAUAUACUUACCAUUAAGUACUAUGCUGUUUAUUAGGCCAAGAUAUUCUUUAUCAUAUUAGAGAAUGUCCUUUUAUUCCUUGUUUACUAAGAACAAUCAGGAAAGAGUGAUAAAUUUUUACUAAAUGCCUUUGUGGCAUCUGAGGUAAUCAAAUGAUUUAUAUCCUUUGAGUUGAUGACAUAAUAUAAUAUUAAGAGGUUUCCUAUUACUGAAUAAUCUUUGCAUUCCUAGGACAAACCCUACUUGGUCAUGACACACUAUACUUUAAAUAUAUUGCAUGGUUUGAUUUGCUAGUAGUUAACUAAGAUUUUUAAUGUGAGAUGUCUUUAGUUGCCUUUCUGGUACUGUUUUGGAAGAGUUUGUUAUCAAGGUUAUACCAAUUUUAUAAAAUGAACUGAGAGGAAUUAUUUCUCUUUCUAUGCUUUGCACCAGUUUAAGGAACAUGGGAACUGUUUUGUUCUGUAAUAUCUCAAUUUGGGCCUAACUCCGGUUUUCUCUUUUUCUUUUUUUCCUUUUUUUGAGAUGGAGUCUCACUCUUG
This is a messenger RNA of Cercocebus atys (sooty mangabey), 6046 nucleotides long. It is a transcript of the gene AWAT2, whose product is annotated as acyl-CoA wax alcohol acyltransferase 2. Gene Ontology annotation, cellular component: endoplasmic reticulum membrane. The record is from RefSeq and is a predicted model, not a curated record. Bases 33 to 1034 code for a protein of 333 amino acids. Gene Ontology annotation, biological process: lipid metabolic process. Gene Ontology annotation, molecular function: retinol O-fatty-acyltransferase activity. Lineage: Eukaryota; Metazoa; Chordata; Mammalia; Primates; Cercopithecidae. The transcript has 8 exons.